Molecule: messenger RNA, 270 nt
Organism: Physeter macrocephalus (sperm whale)
Lineage: Eukaryota; Metazoa; Chordata; Mammalia; Artiodactyla; Physeteridae
Product: 40S ribosomal protein S27-like
Exons: 1
Biological process (GO): ribosomal small subunit assembly; translation
Cellular component (GO): ribosome; cytosolic small ribosomal subunit
Molecular function (GO): structural constituent of ribosome; RNA binding
Source: RefSeq, a predicted model, not a curated record
CAACCUCCCCACGAGAACGUGCCUCUCGCAAAGGAUCUCCUUCAUCCCUCUCCAGAGGAGAAGAGGAAACACAAGAAGAAGCACCUGGUGCAAAGCCCCAAUUCCUAUUUCAUGGAUGUGAAAUACCCAGGAUGCUAUAAAAUCACAACCAUCUUUAGCCAUGCACAAACAGCAGUUUUUUGUGUUGGCUGCUUUACUGUCCUCUGCCAGCCUACAGGAGGAAUAGUAAGGCUUACAGAAGGAUGCUCCUUUAGACGGAAGAAGCACUAA